CAAGGACGUGGAACAUUGGGCUACAAUACAGAUGCCCAACAACCGUUCUUUUAAGAAAGAACUACGUCGCGCUCUGAAGUUGAUGAAAUUUUAUUUCAAAGUCUCGAUCUCCUUUCGCUCCGACUGUCGUGGCGUGCGAAAUGGCCCAAGCGAGUCGCUCGAUCACCAGCGUAUUCGUCCGAUUUACCGCACGAAUUCAUCCGACGACAUCAUCAAACGCCGGAAACUCACUUUUCAACUCGCCAACACACGAUCACUACAAAGCCAAAGCAUGAACCAAGCAACACGCAUUACGAGUAACCAGCAGACCAGCGAGACCAAGACACGCUGUAGUCAAGAAGGGAUGGUGUCUCGUCCAAGCUUCGCAUCUCGUAUGCUCCGACUGGUCUUCAAGCGAAGACAACGCUCUGCUGACGAGCGAGCCAAGUCAUGGCCAGGAUGUGCGGAACCUGUUCCUGUGCCGACCAAGAGAAGCCAACCUAGCGCCACCAUCGCUAUCCCUCACAGUUUUGGAUCUUCAGCUCCAUCUACAGCGUACACAAGGCCUCAGCAUGCACGCAAGCAAUCGAUCGGCAGCAGCAGUGAAGCUUCGUGGCGACAACGUCAGGUUCGCUGCGCGAACUGCGAGCAGUUGUUUUUCAAGUCAAUGUCAAUAGUGAGCAGCACUACUGGCUACUUCUGCUCGCUGGACUGCAAGACCAACUUGGAGUAUUUAACUCUGCUCCAGGGCGUGGUUGACGCACAGGAUUUUGGGUUUGACGCGUCUAGUGCAGCCUGGACUCCGGUAGAACUCAGUUGUUCCGACAAGGGCCAAGACUGUAGCGGAUGGAGCUGAAACGCGAUAAUAAAGGAUAGUUUAGGGAAAACACUCCCUUGAGUUCAAAUAAUAAAAAAUAUCUGUUAUCUUUACUAAA
Molecule: messenger RNA, 914 nt
Organism: Phytophthora nicotianae INRA-310
Lineage: Eukaryota; Oomycota; Peronosporomycetes; Peronosporales; Peronosporaceae
Exons: 1
Coding region: 32-835 (267 amino acids)
Source: RefSeq, a predicted model, not a curated record